Molecule: messenger RNA, 1530 nt
Organism: Peromyscus eremicus (cactus mouse)
Lineage: Eukaryota; Metazoa; Chordata; Mammalia; Rodentia; Cricetidae
Product: C-type lectin domain family 2 member F-like
Exons: 6
Coding region: 1-735 (244 amino acids)
Source: RefSeq, a predicted model, not a curated record
AUGAGGUGUUUAAUUCUAAUUGGACAUAUUAAUAAGCGGACACCGUUGGGGCGUGUCCCGUUGCCGUUACUCCCACAGAGGAGCGAGGACAGGGCCAGUGAGAGAUCUUGGGGGCCGCCGGAUCCAAGCCUGGCUUCAGUGCUGAACCAUCAAGCUGGAGUGGUGCUGUAUCAUCCGUUUAUCAGUCUUGCUCCGUCCCUGACCCCAGAGAAACAGCCCUCAGAGUCCAAAGAUGCGAAGAAAUUGCUGACCCUCUGGACCGUGCUAUGUGGUGGUGUUGUUAUUCUUCUUUGGGGGUUUUUCAGUUUUCCUAAAAAAUUUGGAGCCACAAGAGCAGUCAGAAAUAAGACGUGUGACGAUGAAAUGAAGAUAUGCAUGAAUUCCUGGAAUAAACUUAAUCAGAACUGCUUCUUUAUUUUCCAACAUAAAAAUUCAUGGCUCACUGCACAGGAGACCUGCCAGCACUAUGAAGGAACUCUGGUUAAAUUCAACAACAAGAUUGAAUUGGAAACUUUGAUGAAUCAUGUGCGAGCACUAGGAUCGUCAGCGUGGAUUGGACUGAACAAACAAAAUAUACUCAAAUCCUGGGUUUGGACAGAUGGAAGUAGAUACAAUCAUUUGAAGACCAUCCAAGAGCAUGGUGACUGUGCCUUCAUGCAUAAAAAUGGUAUAGACAGUACCAGUUGUAAUGACCUAAAGGACUAUAUUUGUAGCAAAAUAGGCCAGUGCCCUUGAAGAUUUCUUCCAUCCAAAAGAAAAUGAAGAGCAAUGUCUUGUUUUAUGCAUGUUAAACCCAUGGUAAUGUGUUUUCAUUUCCAUCAACAUUGUUUUUAAAUCUGAUUUGACUGAUGAACAUUUACAUGAAUUUUAUCUUCAUCGAAAUAGUUAUUAAUAAGCCUAUAGAUCAAGCGAGAUUUGAGAUGAUACUGCUGAAUCAUCAAAGUUGGUGCAUUUGAGGUUUGGGGAAGGAAGGUCCUUGCUCAGAAGUGAUCCAUCUCAGUGGAGUACACUGAAGGGCAGAGAGAAGAGAAAGGAAGAUCCUCUGCUCAUCUGAAAUUUGUGAAAAACUUCAGAAAAGAGAAACAAGGGCUGUGGGGUGACGUGAACUAAAAAGUGUUCCAUUUGCCCUUAACACAUGGUUCAUGUGGAAUUGUUAACGAAGGCAUGAUGGGGAACUAUUCUGAUUCGGGGCCUUGUGUCAUCACUGGAGACCAGGCAACUCUCCACAGGUCUCUAGACCCCCAGUCAAACUGCUAAACUGAACUAAAGAAAACCUGGACUUGUUGUUGCCAUAGUUACAAAAAGAGUGAAGGAGGCAAGUUUUGUUAUGAGAUAUCAUGAGCAGAACAUGAGCAGUCGGAGGUAGAGAGGAAAACAAAGGAAGAAUCCUGGUGACCUCAAAGGACCUACUGAGAUUAGCCUGGGUCCCCAAAGCUGUUUCACUCAGAUUCUGGCUAAUAUUGAAAUGGUCUUGGAGGAAAGAGAGAGAAGAGGUUAACACUGGUCAUCAUUAAAAAUCUCUUCAGCUAC